GAUGGUAUUGUCAAUCCCACGGUCAGAAAGGACAUGAAGGGCUCUCAGAAGCUUUACUGCUGUCCCAUUGAGGGUUGUCCCAGGGGGCCCAACAGACCCUUCUCCCAGUUCUCCCUGGUUAAACAACACUUCAUGAAGAUGCACGCAGAGAAGAAACACAAGUGCUUCAAGUGCAACAAUGGCUACAGCACAGAGUGGGACCUGAAGAGGCACAUAGAAGACUGCGGGAAGACCUACCACUGUACAUGUGGCUGCCCCUAUGCUAGUAGGGCUGCACUGCUGUCACAUAUCUACAGGACAGGUCACGAGAUUCCUACAGAACACAGAAUUCCUCCAGUGAAAAAGCGGAAGAUGGAGAAAUUGAUAAGUGGAUCUGAAAAGAUGAAGAUCACUGAGUCAAUCUGUCAGAUCAUGCCCACAUGUAAAGAGCUGACAGAGACUGCUCUCCCCUCUGAUACAACUGUUCAUAUCCCAGACUCAGUGAAUCAGAACUCUGUCCCCCGUAAGAGCCUCCAGAAGUUGCUCCUGCCAAAACCCAAGAUGGCUUUGGUCAGUGUUCCUGUCAUGCAGCUGGCCCACCUCCCUGUUCUUCUUCCAUCUACAGAAAGCGGGGCUCUGAGGUCUGUAGUCCUGGCAGUAGACAGCCAAGGCUCUGUCAGUACCCUUCACCUCCUGCCACAAGCCACGGGAGCUGUGGUACCCCAACUUGAUGCCAAGAGUUUGGGUUUUAAGGAUAGCAUGCCUACAUCCCGCUCUAGCCUGGGGCCCAUUAGCACAGGGGUGCAGGUCAGUCUGGACCCUGCAGGCACAGAGGACUCCGCUUGCUGCCUGGCAGGACAGCGGGGAAGAAGCACCUCCACCACCAUUCAGACGGAUAAAUCGUACUUGUCAAAAAUGCCCACAGGAGUGGGGGUUGGAGAGGGAAUAGGCUUGUGCUCUGUGGGUGAGUCGUCAGUGUCAUCCUGCUCCCAAACAGAUAUCAGCGUGAGUGCCCAAGUCCUCCUGCCAGUCAGUGUUGAAACCCAGACAUUCUCAUACCGGGCCAAAGCCACAUCCACUAUUGGAGCUCAGACAGACAGCCAGUGCACGAGCCAAAUUCCUUGCUCCUCCUCAUCUGUGCCCCCAUACAAAACCAGGCAGACACAGACAUACUUUGCCAUACCACAAUCGGAGGAGAAGGCUCAGGACCAGGCAAUCAUGUGCUCUGACCUGUUUGGUGGCGAAUCCCUCAGUGUCUCCACCCAGACAGCUCUGGACAUAGAUGACACUCUGGCUGCCGCAGGAGGCAGCAUAUAUGAGGACUCAAAGUCAGCAGGUGCCAUGUGUUUUGGGGUUCAGACAGAUGAGCUUAACUCAAACAACAUGGCAGACAACCAGACCCAAACAAUGACCUUGUUAAAUGACCUGGAAAAUAUUCUGUCUGACAGCAUGUCGGGCCACCAGGUGCUCACAGAGGCCUCUGCAGGCUGUGGGUCAGGACUGGGCUCUGUUCAGGAGCAACACAAUGGCAUUGACUUUGACUUUGAAGAGUUUCUGAAUGCUGUGCACAUCCAGACGCAGACAGAGGAGAGUGAGCUGGGAGGACUGGGUGGUGAAACGCCGCUGGAGUCUCUGGACAUCCAGACCCAGACAGACUUCCUCCUGAUGGAUGAACUGGACCAAAGUGAGGGACCAAGUCGAACCCAAGCCAGCGACCUGGAGCUAUUUGAUACUCAGACUCAGACUGACCUCAAUUUCCUGCUGAGCGCUGGAAGCCACAUGCCCCUGAGCAGCAUCCUGCGACAUUCAAGCUUUUCUAUGAGCACCGAGUCCUCAGAUACAGAAACACAGACUGAUCUUCCUUCGUUUGCAACGGGGCUCUCUGCCCAGACCCCUGUCAGUCAGGGUGAACAUUCAAGGCUUCUGAACAGCACAGAGACACAGACUGUGACCAGCCAGGCUGAAGGCCUGGGACACCUCUUCCUGACGAGCAACGAAACACAAACUGUCAUGGAUGACUUCUUGUCAGCAGACCUGGCGUGGAAUAUGGAGUCCCAUUUCAGCUCUGUGGAAACCCAGACAUGUGAGGAGCUUUGCGCUCUCUUUCAGCACCCUGAGAAACCCAACAGCUGAAACCCUCUUAAAAGCUCGUGAAGCUGCCUAAGCUUUGGCAGUACAGGUUUGUCAUGUCUGCCUCUUCCUAUGAGAGGAAUCAGUCUACGCUGUCCUCCAGCGGACCACAGUCUUAGCAGUAAGAAGUCUCCGCAAACGUCUUUGAACAUUCCACUGGAGACAUCGUGUCCAGAGCCUUUCCAGGUGUAUGUCCUGACAGCUCCGCUGCACUUUAUUAGCUCAAUGGGCAUGAUUUAUCAGCUCCUGUGACAGUUUACAUAUUUAUUUGCACAUAAAGUAACAUAUUGUAAGUGUCUUGUCUGAAAUGCCAGUUUACUUCUUUAUUUCAGUGUAUAACCACUGUGACUGGUUUUCACUGUUUACUAGCAGUUUAAAAAUGACUCAACAUUUCAUCAACGUUAGAUCUGCACUUAAAAGGGAUGACAUCUUCAGCUGUGUGUGGCUGUCAAGAAAAGGCUUAUAAAGUUGUUACCCUGAAUGACAGCUUUCAGAUAUGCAUACGCUGCAUUAAAACAAUUUCAUCUCAGCUGUACAGCAAACAACAUAGUGUGUGUUAAGGAUUGGUAUGUUUGGAAAUGUGCAUGAAGCCUUCACUUGGUCAGCGGCACAGAAGCAUAAAAUAUCUAUUCUCAGCUUGUGCAUCCGAUGGCUGCCUCAUUGAUGUUGCCUUGUCAGCGGCAGCAGGACUAUAAACUCUGAGUUACAUCCUGCGAGCUUUGCAGCCAGUAGAAAACUUCUCCAGUGAGAACUGUCAGCUUUAUGUUUUCCAAAAUAAAACCACAUAAAGCCUUCAACAAUGAACAAGGCAUUUCUCAACACUGUUAAGAUGCAUCUCUAAAACAGACCGUUACUCCUACAGAUGUGGCACAAGUAAAAAUGAAAUGUUUAAGUCUCGUCAGUUGUUGCACACUUUUCAUUGAAAUGUGAUAGUGAAGUAUGAUGUCGUGUAAACACUUUUUUUGUGUCUAGGCCUCUAUAGCUAAGCAGUCAGUUCAAGUCAGUAAGCAGACUAGGCUGUCAUUCUCUUUGACUUAUUCAUUAGCUGGGUGUAAGUGUAUACAGUAGCAGUACUCAGUGCUGAAGUGAUCCAGUAAUGUUACUGUACAUAAACACAUAGUGGAUUAGAGCAUGGAUUAGCAUAGAGUUAUUGUAUGUAUUCACAACCGGAUUUUGACUGAAAGGAGUCCUGUUUAAUAUCUUCCGUUAACAGCAUCCGAUUUUCCACCUUUAACAAUCAGACACAGUAUUUUAAUUUAUUUUUUAUUUUUUAUUUUCUCUAAGUGUCUAAUCAUAAACGUAAUGUUUUGAUUAUGUUUUUCAUUAUAGUGUUGCACUGCUUUACUUCAUUCAGCACAGGCACCACAUGCAGGCUAUGUUCUACUAAGGAACCUAGAGCUAUAGGCCUUGAUUAUUUGUUAAUUUAGGUGCCUUAACCCAAGUAUUAGCUUUAGUUCUGUGACAAUUUGCUGCUUAACUUUAUUAACAGAAUUAUACUAGAAAACACUGAAAAAUGAUCAGAAUCCUUUCGGUCUUUGCUUUGCAUGUUUACUCCAUCUUGUAUUUGUAUUUUCAUCAAUGGUUGCAUGAACUAUUGGAAUGUCCCUAAUUCUUCUCCAUAGUUUCUAUGGAAAGCUCCAUGUUCUGUCACAUGAAAAUAAUGCUAUGCAGCAUUUUAUUGAAGAGAAUUUGUUUGACGCCAUCUCACUAUUUUUAAUGGACAGAUUGGUUAAUGCAGUUACAGUUUAUAGAUGUUUGUAGAAACUGAACAAUGUACAGAACGUGACACUGUGCCCAAGUAAAACAUGCUCUAUUUUUUUGCGCCACAUCCAAACAGUUUAAGGAUAAUUUCCCUGAGUUACUAAGGAUUUUGACACCCAAUCAAUUUCACCAUUUCUUGUGUUGAGAUAGUACUUCUAGUUUGUGGUUCUUGAAUUCAAAUACAGCAUAGCUGCUCCCUGCUAGGAGAUGCCUUGCUUUAAACAGAGCUAUGUGUAGAAGCCUUGUCAGUCUCAAGUGUCAGUUACAGUGCUUUAUUUUAUCUCUGCUGGGAUUGCAUGCAGAUAUUUUCCCAGCACAAAAAUAUUUGUUUUAGCACAAUAUGAGUUUCAGUUGCCUAUAUGUGUAGAGUUAAUGGUUGCCUUGAUUAAUUGUUGAAGCUACACUAUGUUCUUAAUAAACUGCUGGGGAAGUGUAUACUUUGUUCCUUGUCA
This is a messenger RNA of Morone saxatilis (striped sea-bass), 4322 nucleotides long. RefSeq names its product ATM interactor (gene atmin). The record is from RefSeq and is a predicted model, not a curated record. Gene Ontology annotation, cellular component: nucleus. NCBI's taxonomy places the organism in Eukaryota, Metazoa, Chordata, Actinopteri, Moronidae. Gene Ontology annotation, biological process: regulation of transcription by RNA polymerase II. Gene Ontology annotation, molecular function: transcription cis-regulatory region binding; DNA-binding transcription factor activity, RNA polymerase II-specific.